This is a messenger RNA of Tupaia belangeri chinensis (Chinese tree shrew), 1611 nucleotides long. RefSeq names its product MOK protein kinase (gene MOK). Gene Ontology annotation, molecular function: protein kinase activity; ATP binding. Bases 132 to 1340 code for a protein of 402 amino acids. Gene Ontology annotation, biological process: protein phosphorylation. NCBI's taxonomy places the organism in Eukaryota, Metazoa, Chordata, Mammalia, Scandentia, Tupaiidae. The record is from RefSeq and is a predicted model, not a curated record. The transcript is spliced from 12 exons.
GGAGUUGGAGCUGACGGGGUCGCGGUGCCGGUGGUGGUCGAGGGCCGGAUCGAAGCUCGGGUUCCCUUCCUGAAACACUCGGCGACUAUAAAGCAAUUGGCAAGAUAGGAGAGGGAACGUUUUCUGAAGUUAUGAAGAUGCAGAGCCUGAGAGAUGGAAACUACUAUGCGUGCAAACAAAUGAAACAGCGCUUCGAAAGUAUUGAGCAAGUGAACAGUCUCCGAGAGGUACAAGCACUGCGGCGCCUGAACCCGCACCCAAACAUUCUUACGUUGCACGAAGUGGUUUUUGACAGAAAAUCUGGUUCUCUUGCACUAAUAUGUGAACUUAUGGACAUGAAUAUUUAUGAGCUAAUACGAGGGAGGAGACACCCAUUGUCCGAGAAGAAAAUCAUGCGCUAUAUGUACCAGCUGUGCAGGUCCCUCGAUCACAUGCACAGAAAUGGAAUAUUUCACAGAGAUGUCAAACCAGAAAAUAUAUUGAUAAAGCAAGAUGUCCUGAAAUUAGGGGACUUUGGAUCCUGCCGGAGUGUCUACUCCAAGCAGCCGUACACCGAGUACAUCUCUACCCGCUGGUACCGGGCCCCGGAGUGUCUGCUCACCGAUGGCUUCUACACGUACAAGAUGGACCUGUGGAGUGCUGGCUGCGUGUUCUACGAGAUUGCCAGUCUGCAGCCCCUUUUCCCUGGAGCAAAUGAACUGGACCAGAUCUCCAAAAUCCACGACGUCAUCGGCACUCCGGCCAGGAAGACUCUCAGCAAGUUCAAACAGUCGAGAGCUAUGAGUUUUGAUUUUCCUUUUAAAAAGGGAUCAGGAAUACCUCUACUGACAACCAGUUUGUCCCCACAAUGCCUUUCUCUCCUGCGCGCAAUGGUGGCCUACGACCCCGACGACAGAAUCGCUGCCCACCAGGCCCUCCAGCACCCCUACUUCCAAGAGCAGAGGGCACUUGAGAAUCAGGCUCUGGCCAGCCACAGGAAAGCCUGCUUUCCAGAGCACCCUGUGGCACCCAUACCACUUGGAAACAGCUGGCACGCCAUUUCGAAGGAGGGCAGGAGGCAGAAGCCAUCACCACAGCGAGAAGGAGACCAUCCUGGUAGGCAGGGGCCAGCCUGCCUAAGGGUGCUGCCCAGGCUGAAGCUUUCGGGAGUGACCAACCUGUCGUACUCCAGCCCUGUGCUGCAGUCGGUGUUCGGGCCCGGAGCGAGUGGCCAGGUCCCGGUGCUGAGGCCACUCCAGUGUGUGGGUGUGAGCAAGAAGACAGAUAUGCAGAAGGGCGCUAAGCCUCACCUGAAACAGUACCGCCUGCCCACAAUAGAAAGGAAAGGUGGGGGGCGCUGAGCCACGCUGUCUCACCCUGCGGAUUAAGACCAGGAGCGAGCAGGCCAGGCCCCGUGGAUCUGCUUCUGUGACACAGAGGGGGGCUUAGGACGCCUGGCGCAGGCCUCUGCGUGAGGUCUGCUGGCCCCUGAACGCUGUCCUGGGCCCAGCCUGCAGAGACCGGCCAGGCUGGCCUGCCGAUCUCCUCACCCUGCCCAUCUGACCCUACGCAGCUGUAUGGUGUUCCGGCCACAUAUACUCGCGAAGACACCUCAUUCUGGGGCAGGGAGUA